Messenger RNA from Amphibalanus amphitrite, 550 nucleotides. RefSeq names its product 1-phosphatidylinositol 3-phosphate 5-kinase-like. Bases 113 to 550 code for a protein of 145 amino acids. The record is from RefSeq and is a predicted model, not a curated record. Lineage: Eukaryota; Metazoa; Arthropoda; Thecostraca; Balanomorpha; Balanidae. Gene Ontology annotation, molecular function: 1-phosphatidylinositol-3-phosphate 5-kinase activity; metal ion binding. The transcript is spliced from 2 exons.
GCAUGGUUUGGGAAAAUUAGGAUGUUCGAAAACUCUUGUGAUAAUUUUUUAUCAUGUAAUUUUUGGAAAGUUAAUUUUAAAGGCUUGGCUGCAAUAAGCUGUCGAGAUCAAGAUGGAUGAAAUGUGGCCCGAUGACGACUAUUCGACCACAUCUGCCAGUCUGCCAUCACUGGACGCGGCCGUGCCGCGCAGAGGCGGUCUGUUGCGACUCUUCUCGAGCCGCGUCUCGGUGCGCUCCGGCGCCGACGUCUCUGAACCGCGCUCCCACCGACGCGCCAGCGACACCAGCUUGUGCCGUGGCUCGCCGCCCUCGUCCGCGACCGACUCGACCGAGGGCCGCAGCUACGUGGGCGUGCUGCGCCGCAUCAGCUCGAUCCUGGGAGCCGGCGGCCAGGGCGGGCCGGGCGACAGCGAACUGAAGCAGCACUGGCUGCCGGACGCCGUCAGCCGCGAGUGCUACGACUGCGGCGACAAGUUCACCACGUUCAGACGCCGCCACCACUGCCGCAUCUGCGGACAGAUUUCUGCUCCCGCUGCUGUAACCAGGUGA